Cyclopterus lumpus (lumpfish) is the source of this 1239-nucleotide messenger RNA. It is a transcript of the gene gdf6b, whose product is annotated as growth differentiation factor 6b. Gene Ontology annotation, cellular component: extracellular region. The record is from RefSeq and is a predicted model, not a curated record. Lineage: Eukaryota; Metazoa; Chordata; Actinopteri; Perciformes; Cyclopteridae. Gene Ontology annotation, molecular function: growth factor activity; cytokine activity. Gene Ontology annotation, biological process: BMP signaling pathway; SMAD protein signal transduction. The coding region runs from base 1 to 1239 and encodes 412 amino acids. The transcript is spliced from 2 exons.
AUGGAUCUCUAUCACGUCGCCUCCCUCUGCGGGGCUCUGCUCUUCGUGUGGGGAAUCCCCCGCUCGCACACUCUCGCUAUCUCCCCUCCGGCGGCCCCGAAGAGCAGCAAGGUGUCGAGGACCUUUGACGGACAACAAGCCUCUAAAUACUUCAAGGAGUUUUACGCGCCGCCGCACGUCGACAGAAACUAUAAAGCGACCUCUAAAGACUCCGUGGAGCCGCACGACUACAUGCUGUCUAUCUACAAGACCUUCUCCACGGCGGAGAGGCUGGGACUCAACGCCAGCUUCUUCCGCUCCUCCAAAGCUGCCAACACCAUUGCGAGUUUUGUAGACAAUGGACAAGAUGACCUCCCACUCCUCCCUCUGAGGAGACAGCAGUAUCUGUUCGACGUCUCAACACUCUCCAAAAAGGCGGAGGUGCUGGGAGCUGAGCUCAGGAUAUACACCAAAGUGUCUGGGAAUUUCAGGAUUUCGGAAACAGAGCCCGUCGACGUCCAGCUCCUCUCCUGUCACGACCGGCAGCUGCUCGACUCCAAAACGCUGGACUUGCAGGACGCCCAGAGGCCGAAGUGGGAAGUGUUGGACGUGUGGGAAAUAUUCAAAGAGCAGCAGUACCUGAGCCAUGGGAAGCAUUUCUGCCUGGAACUCAGGGCCAUGCUGGACAACCCGGAAAGGGAGCUGGACCUGCACCAUCUGGGCUUGAACAGGCACGGCAGGCCCCAGCAGAAGAAGGCUAUCUUGGUGGUGUUCACCAGGUCUAAGAAGAGGCAGACCCUCUUCAGUGAGAGGAGAGAGGGGAGAGCGUUGUUGGGUCUGGAGAGGAAGGCCAAAGAGAGGGGCCCUGGUGCCAAGGCCAGCAGGAGACGGAGGACGGCGGCAUCCAAGACCCGCCACGGGAAGAGACACGGCAAGAAGUCCAAAUCCCGGUGCAGCAAGAAGCCGCUGCAUGUUAACUUCAGAGACCUGGGCUGGGACGACUGGAUCAUCGCCCCACUGGACUAUGAAGCGUACCACUGCGAGGGGGUGUGCGACUUCCCCCUGCGCUCCCACCUGGAGCCCACCAACCACGCCAUUAUCCAGACUCUGAUGAAUUCAAUGAACCCCAGCAACAUGCCGCCCAGCUGCUGCGCCCCGUCCAAGCUCAGCCCCAUCAGCAUCCUCUACAUCGACUCAGGAAACAACGUGGUCUACAAACAGUACGAGGACAUGGUGGUGGAGUCUUGUGGCUGUAGGUAG